UGUUCACCAGCUCCUGGUUACCUGAACACACCUGAUGCAGCUCGGUAGACAGAGAGCUGAAGCCCAGAACUGGUCUGUCCCGACACAGAGUCAACAUGCAGUCUGUUUGAGAUCGUCUCUCCGUCUGUGUUUCUGUCUGUGUUGGCUGGUUGAACAGAGAGCGAUGGCCGGUCCAGAGCUCCUGCUGGACUCCAGCAUUCGCCUGUGGGUGGUGCUGCCCAUCGUCUUCAUCACCUUCUUCGUCGGGAUCAUCCGUCACUAUGUAACGCAGCUGCUCCACAGCGAUAAGAAGGUCGACCUGGAGCAGGUGUCUGACAGUCAGGUACUCCUGCGCAGCCGCAUCCUCAGAGAGAAUGGAAAGUACAUUCCUCGACAGUCCUUCGCCAUGAGGAAACAUUACUUCAACAACGCAGAGACCGGCUUCUUCAAGAAGGUCAAGAGGAAGGUCGUCCCCAAGAACCCCAUGACAGACACCAGCAUGCUGACUGACAUGAUGAAGGGGAACCUGACCAACGUCCUGCCCAUGAUUGUGAUCGGUGGCUGGAUCAACUGGGCUUUCUCUGGAUUCGUCAUCACCAAGGUGCCGUUCCCUCUGACUCUGAGGUUCAAGCCGAUGUUGCAGCGAGGGAUCGACCUGCUGUCGCUCGACGCCUCCUGGGUGAGCUCGGCGUCCUGGUACUUCCUGAAUGUGUUCGGACUGAGGAGCAUGUACACCCUCAUACUGGGCCAGGACAACGCUGCUGACCAGGCCCGGCUCAUGCAGGACCAGAUGACAGGCGCUGCCAUGGCGAUGCCCCCUGACCCCAACAAGGCCUUCAAGAGCGAGUGGGAGGCGCUGGAGAUCGUGGAACACAAGUGGGCCUUGGAGAACGUGGAGGAGGAGCUGAUGUCCAGAGACCUGAACUUCGGAACCUUCUUCAGUCAGGACCUCAAGUCCACCAUGUUCUAAAGUAACGAGAACCCGCGAGCUCUGGGAUGUCUGCGAACGCCUCUGAGCUGAGCCGUCCAGAGUGAAGGUUCUGGAACAGUUUACACAAAUCCUCUGAUUUGAAUAGAUGAAGCUGUCUGAUUGGUCGGCUCCCUCAGGCACCACUUUCACUUUCUGCCUUUUAGGAGUCUCUAAAUUCUGAGUGUAACAGUUCAGAUCUACGUCGUGCCUUCAAAGAUGUAAACUGUGGAGCAGAAGUGCAGCGGUGCAGCACCUCAGUUCUGCUGCUGACACGGUUUUAUAGCAUUAAUGUAAAAUGAAGAUUCAGUGUCAGGAAUUUCCGCUUAUUGUUGCCCAUGUUCCAUUUUUCUCCAUCAGAAAAAUCAACGCAGGACAAAACAAGUUUAUUCAAUCAUGUAAUCUGCAGAUAAGUGAUCAGCAGCUAACCUUCCUGUUUCUGAGUGACAGCGAGCACAACAAAUUGAUAGUGAAGUUUAUAGAAAACCAGUUUAAACCAAAUAUUUAUUAUUGUUCCUCAUCAGCGAGUGGGACUGGUUGGCUCAUUGUGUUUUCACUGUGGAGCAGACGAGUUCUCAGACGUUCCAGAGCGGCGGGUCGUUUGAGUAAACCAGCAGAUUCUGCACCAGACGGAUCCUCUCAGGAAGACGAGUCUCUGACGCGAUGACGUUGUUAAAGGCGACCGGGAUGUUUUGGGAGGACAGAACUUGUCAGAGAAGCUUUUUAACUGAUGGCAGGAUGUUUGUUUUCACCCUGCAGGACACUUUGCAUGUUCUUUUCUACACUGUGGUCGUCGGGCUGCGUUCCAGAGCGACUUGGAGUGAGUGUAACAGUUAAAUAAAGGUGCCAUCAUGACUAAA
Molecule: messenger RNA, 1806 nt
Organism: Acanthopagrus latus (yellowfin seabream)
Lineage: Eukaryota; Metazoa; Chordata; Actinopteri; Spariformes; Sparidae
Product: TMCO1/EMC3 family protein
Exons: 9
Coding region: 35-949 (304 amino acids)
Biological process (GO): protein folding in endoplasmic reticulum
Cellular component (GO): EMC complex; membrane
Source: RefSeq, a predicted model, not a curated record